CCUUCCACUUUCCUCUUUCUUUCUCAUAAACGUUUUGCUUCCACUUUUCUCAUAGAUAUUGUUACUCUGCGUGAACUUUUCAUUUUUUUCAAUCCUUCAGCGAAUCCCCUUUAUUCUUGCACACACCCACUUGUUCAUCAUGUCCAUCUUCCUGUUUUUCGACUUUUGAACUGUUAUGGCUUCUUCGAGUGAAAGAGAAACAUCUUCAGGAUCGUCCACGAUUCAAAAAUCUGGUUCAGAGGAGGAUGCAGAGGCGCAGAUGGACGAGAGGAAGAGGAAGAGAAUGACGUCGAACCAGGAAUCAGCGAGGAAGUAUCGAAUGAGGAAGCAGAAGCACUUGGAAGAUCUGGUUUCAACGGUGGCUCAGCUCAAGAAUGAGAAUCAGCAUAUUCUGCAAUCAAUCAAUCUCACUAGCCAAAAUUACAUGAAUUUUGAAGCUGAAAACUCAAUUCUGAGAGCUGAAAUGAGUGAGUUGAGCUCUAGGCUUUCGAACCUAAGAUUCUAUGAUGUGUUUUUGAGUUUCAGAGGGGAAGAUACGCGUGCUUCUUUCGUUUCACAUCUCCAUGCCUCUCUUCAAAACGCUGGAAUCAUUGUCUUCAAGGAUGAUGAGUCACUUCCAAGGGGAGAUCAAAUCUCAUACUCUCUAUUCCAAGCAAUUGAACAGUCUCGAAUUUCGAUUGUUGUCUUCUCAAGGAACUAUUCACAGUCAACAUGGUGUCUGAAUGAGUUGGUGAGAAUAAUGCAGUGUCACAGCACCAUAGGGCAGGUGGUACUUCCAGUGUUCUAUGAUGUUGAUCCCUCUGAAGUUCGACAUCAAACAGGCGAGUUUGGAAGAGCAUUUCAAAGCCUUUCGAGCAGAACUUUUACAGAGGUAAGUAAGAAGCGGCGUUGGAUGAAGACACUUCGUGAAGCUGCCAGCAUCUCAGGUAUUGUUGUCCUAAAUUCCAGGAAUGAGAGUGAGGCUAUCAAAAGCAUUAUUGAAAAUGUUACACGUUUGUUAGACAAGACAGAGUUGUUCAUUGCUGAUAAUCCAGUGGGAGUAGAAUCCCGGGUGCAAGACACGAUUCAGUUGCUAGAUCUCAAAAGAUCAAACGAUGUUCUACUGCUAGGAAUGUGGGGAAUGGGAGGCAUUGGUAAAACAACCAUUGCAAAAGCAAUUUAUAACAAGAUUGGCCGUAAUUUUGAGGGAAGGAGCUUCCUUGCACAAAUUAGGGAUGUUUGGGGGAAAGAUGGUGGCCAAGUCUGCUUGCAAGAACAACUUUUGUUUGAUAUCAACAAAGAAACAAAAACAAAGAUACACAAUGUUGAAUUUGGAAAAAAUAUAUUAAUGCAAAGGCUUCACCGUAAAAGGGUACUUCUUAUACUUGAUGAUGUGAAUAACUUGCACCAAUUAAAUGCUCUAUGUGGAAAUCGUGGAUGGUUUGGUUCAGGAAGUAGAAUCAUCAUCACAACUAGAGAUAUGCAUAUACUAAGAGGGAGUAGAGUUGACAAAUUGUACAUGAUGGAAAGGAUGGAUGAAAGCGAAUCUGUUGAGCUUUUUAGUUGGCAUGCAUUCAAGCAAGCAAGUCCUAGAGAAGAUUUUGCUGAACUUUCAAGAAGUGUAAUUGCAUAUUCUGGGGGAUUGCCACUAGCUCUUGAAGUCCUUGGGUCCUAUUUGUUUGAUAUGGAGGUAACAGAGUGGAAGAGUGUACUGGAGAAACUCCAGAAAAUUCCAAAUGAUGAAGUGCAGGAGAAGUUAAAAAUAAGCUAUGAUGGUCUAAGUGAUAAUACUGAAAAAGAAAUAUUUCUUGAUAUAGCUUGCUUCUUUAUUGGAAUGGACCGAAAUGAUGUCAUACAUAUAUUAAAUGGCUGUGGACUUUGUGCAGAAAAUGGAAUACGUGUUUUAACAGAGCGAAGCCUUGUAACUAUAGAUCAUAACAACACGCUUGGUAUGCAUGAUUUGUUACGAGACAUGGGAAGAGAAAUCAUUCGUGGAAAAUCACCGAAGGAACCUGAAGAACGUAGCAGAUUAUGGUUUCUUGAGGACGUGCUUGAUGUUUUAUCAAAAGAAACUGGAACAAAAGCCAUCGAGGGAUUGGCUUUGAAGUUACCAAGAACUAAUACAAAAUCUUUGAAUACUAAAGCUUUCAAGAAGAUGAAGAAACUUAGGUUACUGCAACUUGCUGGUGUAGAUCUUAUUGGGGAUUAUAAAUAUCUUUCCAAAGAUCUGAGAUGGCUUUGUUGGCGUGAAUUUCCUUUAACAUCCUUUCCAGCAAACUUCUAUCAAGGAAGUCUUGUUUCUGUUGAGUUAGAAAACAGUAAUGUUACACAUGUCUGGAAAGAAGCCCAGGUGAUGGAGAAUCUGAAAAUUCUCAAUCUAAGUCAUUCUCAUUGUUUAACUCAUAGUCCAGACUUUUCCAAUAUGCCUAAUCUUGAAAAGCUAGUACUCGUAGAUUGUCCAAGGUUGUUAAAGAUUUCCCGGACCAUUGGACAUCUCAAUAAAGUUCUUCACAUAAAUUUGCAAGAUUGUAUUAGUCUUCGUAAACUUCCAAGAAGUAUCUAUAAGUUGAAAUCUCUUAAAACACUCAUUCUUUCAGGUUGUCUAAUGAUUGAUAAGUUGCAAGAGGACAUAGAACAGAUGGAGUCUUUGACAACUCUUGUUGCUGAUAAGACUGCAAUCACAAAAAUUCCCUUUUCUAUUGCAAGAUCAAAAAGCAUUGCAUAUAUUUCUUUGUGUGGCUAUGAAGGAUUCUUACGAGAUGUGUUUCCUUCUAUCAUCUGGUCUUGGAUGUCGCCAACGAAUAGUCUUUCAUCUCAUAUGCAAAGGUUUGCUGGCAUUUCAUCUCUUGCUUCUUUAGAUGUGCCAAAUAACAGUUCCCACCAUCUAGCAUCUAUUUCCAAGGACCUUCCGAAACUUCAAAGUCUUUGGGUAGAGUGUGGCUCAAAACUUCAAUUAUCCCAAGAUACGAAAAUUAUUUUUGAUGCUUUACAUGAUACAAAUUCAGGGGAAUCGGAAACAACUGCAACAACAUCACAAAUGUCAAAUAUCAAUGCUUUCACAUUAAUUGAAUGCAACAGUCAAGUUCACCUAUCAGGAUCAAAUAGAUCUCUUUUAAUUCAAAUGGGAGUGAGUUCUGAGGUAUCCUACAAUCUAAAGGAGAACAUUUUAAAGAAUAAUCAAGAUUGUUUGGUCUCAGAUAAUUGUUAUCCACAUUGGCUAGCCUUUGACAGCAACGGUUCUUCUGUGACUUUUGAAAUCCCUGAAGUGAAUGGUUAUAAGAUGAAGACAAUAAUGUGUCAUGUCCAUUAUUCUUCUCCUGCUAAUAUAACUUCUGAUGGCCUUAAAAACUUGUUGGUGAUAAAUCACACAAAGGGCACCAUUCAGCUUCAUAAAAGAAAUGCAUUAGCCGUGUUUGAAGAUGAGGACUGGGAGAGGGUCAUAUCAAAUAUAGAGCCUGGUAACAAAGUGGAAGUUGUUGUUAUUUUUGGAAACAGCUUAAUUGUGAACCAUACUAAAAUUUAUGUCACAUAUGAGCCAAAUGAUAAUAAAAGUGAAGUACCAUGCACCACGUAAGAAUGUCAAAGGUUUUAGUGAUGAUCAGGUCAAUCUCUGCUCAAGUGGAAUCCUCAUAUGACAAAUGGAAAAGAUGAUUUAAUGAAUCUCUGGUGACCACAAGAGACCUUGUAAUUGGAGACAUUUUCUGUUUUGUGAUUAAUGGCCAGUAAAUGUUUAAAUCAUUGGGAGCUAUGAAAAGUCCACUUGGCUCUGGAUCGUAGUUUCUGAGUAGUUCUACUUGAACUUGAUCUUGAAACCCUGAUUUUAAUUCAGAUACUUGAAACUUGAUCCAUCAAAUGAAUAUAAUGCUUAAACAAGAUUUACAGGUGGACCAA
Messenger RNA from Vigna unguiculata (cowpea), 3870 nucleotides. RefSeq names its product disease resistance protein RPV1-like. NCBI's taxonomy places the organism in Eukaryota, Viridiplantae, Streptophyta, Magnoliopsida, Fabales, Fabaceae. The record is from RefSeq and is a predicted model, not a curated record.